CUUGAUUUGUUUAUAUUCGAGGUAAGGGUCCGAUUAGUACUCGAAGUUGCAUAAAAAGUGUUAAAUUGGUCCUUAUAUAGGAGGUUCUGUCUGGCCGUCGUCAUUUGAGGUGGUUCCCGGUGCAAUUUUUUGAAGAAUGUUUUUUAGCAUCUUAUUCUUUAAGUCUAGUUUACUCAUACCAAAUUUCAGCUAAGAAUUCAACCGGGAAGGCAUUCAAAUGAAUUCUUGAAGAUAAAUGUGCAGUUAAAAGCGCAAUUAUCUUCAAGAAUUUAUUUGAAUGCCUUCCCGGUUGAAGUUUUAGCUGAAAUUUGGUAUGAGUAAACUAGAUUUAACGAAUAAUAUGCUCAAAACAUUUCAUCAAAAAAUUCCAUCGGGAACCGCCUCAAAUGGGGACGGCCGAACAGUAAGGACUUAUUUGACACUUUUUAUGCAACUUCGAGUACCAAUCUGACCCUUACCUCGUUUAUAUUCUAUUUGUGUAUGUCUCUCUCAAAGCCUUCAAAAGCUACAUACAAAUAUAAAAAUCUCCAGUAAACAAGCACUUAAUCCCUCAGGAUGCUAACAAGGUAGCCAAUAGAGGUGAUGAUGGUAGUUCGGCACUGGGUUGCAUGGCAAUUGUUACACACAUAUAGUCGCGCUUAGCAGUAGACGGCUCUUCUCUCCUCUGAAUUUUUUUGUCCUUGCCUUCUCCAAGCAUUAGCAUCACGAGUUAUGGCCUUUCAGUGUCUUUCAUGGAUCAGGGAUCUGUUUGAGGAAGUUUUUGGUGAUGAUAUCACUAAUAGUGCUGCAGCAGAGGACGCAUUGACAGACAGAAGUACACCGCUCACAGUUAUUCAUGAGAAAUUGAUGAAAAAAUUCCCGAGAAUGUUAAUUUCUUCUGCAUCAUAUCAUUUUGAGGAAGUUUUUGGUGAUCAUUUGACUAAUAGUGCUGCAGUGGAGGAGGCAUUGACAGCCGGAUCAUCACCACUGGUUAUUAUUCAUGAAAAAUUGAUGAAGAAAGUUCCCAGAAUGUUAAAUUCUUCACCAUCAUCUCUUGUUGAUGAGCAGCAGAGCAGCAGGCCUAUAAUUAUUCGUUAUUGUAAGAGAGGGGGCGAAGAUAACUUGAGGCUUUACAUUGUAAAUGGAAACUCUGAAAAGGAGUGCAAGGUCAGAGGCCUGAACACACUGAAAGGAGCUUACCUUGUAAACGCUUGCCACGGACUAGGGUUGAUUUCGACCAGGAACCUGGAAGCAUAUACCAAAUAUGCUGUGUUUAAUCCUCUAUCAAGAGAUAGAGUCCAAAUAGUAGGAACCCCCAAUGUAUCUGCUAGCCGAGCAUGCGGGAUUUUCUUCCAUCCUUUAGCAAAAGAACACAGGAUUCUUGCCGUUCAUGGAAGAAAACCUGUAUUUGAAUAUCACAUUUACUCAACCGGAGCCA
This is a messenger RNA of Cuscuta epithymum, 1417 nucleotides long. The record is from the annotation of a GenBank genome assembly. Lineage: Eukaryota; Viridiplantae; Streptophyta; Magnoliopsida; Solanales; Convolvulaceae.